Molecule: messenger RNA, 3565 nt
Organism: Alexandromys fortis (reed vole)
Lineage: Eukaryota; Metazoa; Chordata; Mammalia; Rodentia; Cricetidae
Gene: Rassf3
Product: Ras association domain family member 3
Exons: 5
Coding region: 208-924 (238 amino acids)
Biological process (GO): signal transduction
Cellular component (GO): cytoplasm
Source: RefSeq, a predicted model, not a curated record
CCCGAGCCGGGAGGCGCCGGGAGAGGGCGGAGGAGCCCGCGGGAGGGGCUCAGACGGCGUCUUGAGCGGCGGCCGCAGCUGCAGCUGGACGGCCGGCCGGCGGCUCGGGGCCGCGCGCCGGGAACCUCGCGGGGCGGGCGGGCGCCGCACCCCGGCCUGGCCGCCUGCGCCCCGGGGAGGCCCCCUGCGCGCGUCGGGACCAGCAGCAUGAGCAGCGGCUACAGCAGCCUCGAGGAGGAUGCGGAGGACUUUUUCUUCACCGCCAGGACCUCCUUCUUCAGGAGAGCGCCUCCGGGCAAGUUCCGUUCGGGUCAGCCGGAUGUAGAGAAAGAGAAGGAAACUCACAAUUACCUCAGCAAAGAGGAGGUCAAAGAGAAAGUCCAUAAGUACAAUUUAGCUGUCACAGACAAGUUGAAGAUGACCUUGAACUCAAAUGGGAUUUACACUGGCUUCAUUAAAGUGCAGAUGGAACUCUGCAAACCCACCCAGACCCCAGCCAGCCCCGGGAGACCCCCACUCAGCGGCCGAGGGUGUGUGAACACACUUCACAUCAGCAGUACAAACACCGUGGGAGAAGUGAUUGAGGCCUUGCUCAAGAAGUUUCUGGUGACGGAGAGCCCCAGCAAGUUUGCACUUUACAAGCGAUGUCACAGGGAAGACCAAGUGUAUGCCUGCAAGCUCUCCGACCGGGAGCACCCGCUCUACCUGCGCUUGGUAGCAGGGCCCAGAACUGACACGCUGAGCUUUGUCCUUCGAGAACACGAAAUUGGAGAGUGGGAAGCCUUCAGCCUGCCAGAGCUGCAGAACUUCUUGCGCAUCUUGGACAAGGAGGAGGACGAGCAACUGCAGAGCCUGAAGCGGCGCUACACAGCCUACCGGCAGAAGCUGGAGGAAGCCCUGGGCGAGGUGUGGAAGCCCGGCUAAGGCGAGGGCUUCCUGUUAGGAAGGCACAGCUCGGACCAUGAAAGAGCGGCACCGCCCCUGCUCAGAGAGCUGUUUCCCUGCCCGCAUGCUAGGGCCUUGCUCUUUUCUCUCCAGACACAGUUCUCAAAGCCUGCGCACGCAGCAUCCUGCGCCUCACCGAUUGACACAAGGGACUCCGCAAGCUUGUUCUGUUGGCAUGGCGACGUUACCUCUUGCAAGCUGUGAGCCUGUGGUCCUCGGGCACAUCCUGGAGUGCUCGGAAGCAUGAACUCUGGGUCGAUUCCCUGUUUUCUUCUAGUUACUUUGAUUAUGUGAUCUUUGUUAGGCUUCAGGGUGAGCAGAUACUAACAAGCAGUCUUUGCAAACUUGUCUUGCGGCGAAACUGCCUGCUUGGUUGUCUUCAUUCGGAACAGUCUGCUCCGUGAUCUGAAAGACACAGGAAUGUAGGAACUCUGGGGGGUUGGGAGAAGAUGUGUAAGAGUUUUGAUGAGGAAAGUAAAGAGCACGUUGGGAAGGUAGAGAGAGUGGAGAGCCCUCGGCUUGGGAGGGUGGCGUGGCUUCUGAGUUAGUGAUAGCGGAGGAGAAGGUGUUAUUUGUUCGUAAAGGAGUCAAAAGCAUUUAAAAGCAUUCAGGGUUGAUGUUUUGAGAUUGCUUGAUUUAGUGGUAAAGUGUGGGGUCAGAGCCAAAGAACUAGGAGCUGAGCCCAAAGGAGGGGUCCAUGAACUGCAGCUGGCCUGUGGUGGAUUUACCCUUGACUGAGGUGAUCCCGAGGAAGGCCCCCCCCCUGCGGCUGGACCUGUGGUGAUCCAGAUCUAGGCCUCCUGCUCCUGUGGCUGGCCCUGUGGUGAUCCAGAUCUAGGCCUCCUGCUCCUGUGGCUGGACCUGUGGUGAUCCAGAUCUAGGCCUCCUGCUCCUGUGGCUGGACCUGGCGUCUGUGCACCAGUUCCCCGACUGCUGGUGUAGAGCGGAUGGUCUCUGCGUAUAGCUUCUCUGUAGGUGUAGGUCGGGCCUGACCAUGACUGAUCUCUGUUAAAUGUAGUUGCCCCCCACCCCUCACCCAGAGCUUUUUCUCAGUUAAAAAGGAGUUUAGGUAAGGGCAGCUGUUUACCCUCAGCUGUUAGCUAGAAGAUGUAUCAAGUCCAGGGCUCACAGCAAACUUUUUGACAAUCACUCUCUUUCCCCUUCAUUCCACCUCCCCUUUCCUCUCCCCCUCUCCCUUUGGUGUCCCCUUCGUCCUUCUAAAGUGUUCUUCUUACAAAGUAGAGGACAGGGAUGCUGAUCAAAGGCCAAUCCUACCACAUCCUUGCCUCGCAGAGACUUGACUGAGGCCCCAAGGAAAGCAAGUCCACACCCCGCUGACCGCACCGCAGCUGCUCAUUCUGGAACUAUUUUAACAGACUUGUGCGUGUUCCUUCCAACCAAAGAAAUGCAUGUGCAAUAGAAGCCUUUCUGAGGAUGGGCGCCGCCUCCUCGGUUUCUUCAGCAGCUUGCAAAUCGGAGAGCAGAGGGAGCGAGCAGUGCGCUGGGCUUCCAGAGGGGCCUCCCCGUCGCUCUGCUUUGAGUCUAGGUAGAUUCUGUUGUUGUUUAUAAAUUCCCAAGGAAUUGUUAACGGGUGAGACUUAAUGGAUUCUUUUGGAAAUUCCAAGGUGCUCCAGCUCUUUGCCUUUCUAUGAACUGUGCCUUUGAGUGAGUAUCUGUCCCUUUGCGGUGGCUCUCCUGACUUGUCAGAGGCUGUCACCCUGUGGGGCAGAUCCAAGUGCAGGGUGUGCUCCACAGCUCUGAGACAAUCGGAUCGUCUAAGCUAUUAGGAAGAGUUGGAAAAAACAAUAAAACACAAAAACAUAGAACUAGCUAUAAAAUAUGGAUGGCACAUCGUGUUUAAUUUUGCAUGUAAUUUCUUAGUGCAUCAGCGAGGCUUUAGUGACACCGUCACCCAACCCUUCGCCUUUGUUGUUCAGGGACCGCCUUCGAGGCUUCUGUGCUGGUUUUACUAUUGAGACUGGGGCUGGGGUUUGUGUCUGCCGUAGCCAACCACCUGGUCUUCUAAUUAUUCCUCCAAGUAAGCUUAGAGUUGGUGAAGCGUUCAUUUCUCAGUUCAAGAUCCUGCUAGAACCUGAAAGUAGUAGCUGAUGGCUAUCUGUGAAUUUAUUAUUAUUUUAUUAUUUUACUUGAAGUAGACUGUGUGAUGCAGGGAUCCUCACCUGUGUUCAUUUGAACCUCGCUCGCUGCCGUGUGCACUACACCCCGUGACUUGGAAACUGUUGAGGAUCUCCCCGUUCCGGGUUCCUGGAGAUUGCUGUUCUCCCAAACACUGGUUACUACAGCAGCGUCUCUAAAGCAUGAAAAAGAGCCCCAGAGGCCAAAGAUCUUUAUUGUCACCCAGUGUUCCAGCCUUUCUGUCAAAUGAAAGCAAGCUUUGCUGUAAUGCUGUUUUCUCUCCGGAAUGUGAUGGUACCCGAACGAACGGUGUUAAAUGAAGGGCGGAGUUGCAGGGAGCAUUUGAAAUCUAGAAGUUAAAAGCUAUAUUUAUAAUGUUGAUGAGUUUUAAGUUUUAUUUUUAUAGGGAAGAUUUUUCUCCCCUGAAGUUGUGUCUGGAAUGGCAAAAUUGUUUCUAUUAUUAAAAAUCGAAGUUGUUAGUUGA